AUGAUGAUGAAUACAGCUGUGCAUCCACAAACGGACUCCAAUGAGCAACCAAUAGUGACAUCAAAUGAACGACACACAUUAUUACAAAAAUUAGCUUCAAGAUGCCCACAGGAAAUAUCAACAAGAAUCGAAAACGAAGCGUUUGAGAAAUCUCAGGUCUCAAUAUUUGAAAAACGUUCACACGUAUCUUCAACACUUUCAAGCUUCUAUACAAAACCGUGUCAGUCAGCAGCAGCAGCAGCAGCAGCAGCAACUGCAACAAUUGCAACAACUGCAACAACAACAACAACAACAACAACAACAACAACAGCAGCAGCAGCAGCAGCAGCAACAACAACAGCAACAACANGAAUCGCUUGCAACAAGCAACAGCAGCAGCAGCAGCUAUCGGAACAGCAGCAACGACAACGACAACAACGACAACAGCAACAACAGCAACAACAACAACAACAACAACAACAACAACAACAACAACAACAACAACAACAACAACAACAACAACAACAACAGCAACAACAACAACACUCGAUAAAUAGCAAUAUAAGAUUUAUAAAUGCAUCAACAAAUAUUCCUCCACAAACAGCUGUAAUUAAUGGUAACCAUGUACAACAUCCAAUAAAUCAAAUGCCUAACCAAACACCUCGCUUUCCUGUUGUUCAGCAAUCAUCCCGAAUGAACAAUCCCCAACCAACUGUUCUUAAUCCCACAGCACGAGCGCGUGAAUUACCAAAGUUCAAUCCAACAUCUAUAAAUACUUUAUCAUAUUCACAAUCUCCAGUAUCAACAUCGACGAUAACAACAACGGUUGAUUUAUCUCAAGAUUGUUCCUCUCAACAAAACAAUGGUACCAAUCAAUACGAUAACUCAUUAAUUCAACCACGAUAUCCUGUUGCAGCCUCAGUCAAUGCACCACGACAACGAAUAUCGAUACCAAAUAACAAUUUUCAACAACAAUCAUCAUCAAAUAAACCAAAUGAUAUAUCAAAUCAAGUUUUUGUUGGAGGUUCACCAUCGAGACCAAUGUUACUAUCAUCAUCAUCACCAACAACAACGUUGACAACAGUCAAUACAAAUAGUUCAUCAACCGGUGACCAAUUAUUACAACGCAUACUAUUAUCGAAUACGGAUGGAAAUCGUCCAGCAAUAUCAACGAAUAUGCUGCCCACAGCUCGAAUAGCUAGUACAAUGAUUAGUAAUUCAAAUAACAGUACAACUUCUCUUCGGCCAUCAUUAUCAACUCAAAAAUUAUCACCUUCACCGGCGCUUGCGAUUAUGCCAACACCGAUUCAAGCUUCUACUGUUCCAAUUCAAUCAUCCAAUAAUAUGACUAUUCAACGAAGUCCUUUAAACAACAAUAAUGGCUCACUUUCAAGUAAUUCUCAAACAGUUUCAACGAAUAGUUCAACAGCAAUGUAUACUAACUAUUCAUCACCAACGAAUCGUGCACUGCCUUCAACAGGUAGUGGGAUUAUUGCCAGUCCUGAUAAUGAAAUAGCACAAUUAAUAAAAUAUCUUAAAGAGAAUGUCAAUCGACUACAACUAUUGUGCCAAAAAUUUACCAACGACGGUAAUACUGAAAAACUUCGUCAAGUUCAAUUAGCUUAUCAACAAAUAAUGCAGUUUAUUAAUAACCCAACAUAUGAAACUUUACCAAAUGCCAAGCGUCUGCGUGAUGUACUAGAGCAAAUAGCUAAUCGCUUGCAACAAGCAAGUAUUUUAUCUGUAUCUGCAACAUCUGCAGCUUCAGCAACAUUACCAACAACAAUAAAAGCAGCAGCAGCAGCAGCUACCGGAACAGCAGCAACGACAACGACAACAACGACAACAGCAACAACAGCAACAACAACAACAACAACAACAACAACAACAACAGUAGUAGCGCCAGCAGCAACAAAUUCUCAAACGAAUGUAUUUAAUCAUUGUUUACAAGCAACUAAAGAAUUUCUUUCACGUGAUCAAAAAGAUCGAAUUAAUCUAACAAAACGAUAUCUUGAACCAUUAAGUGAUGUUAUUAAUGGUGUACCACAUAAAAUGAUGCGUCUUGAUGGUGAUAAACCUUCAACAAUAAAAAUUCGUUCACGUAAUCAAUUAUCAUUAUUAUCGAAUCUAAAUGAUGAAAUAAAUCAAUUGCCAGAUGAUAUUUACUCAAUUGAACGUGUAUCACUGGCGUGUACAAGAAAGUUUUCAAAUGAUGAUGAUGAUGAUGAUGAAUACUUGAGUAAAAAUGGUAUUGUUCUACGAUGUAAAUUACUGGAAAAGCCAAAUCCUCUUAUUCCAACACUUCGUUUACAUGUAACAACAUUUUAUCCAGAGCAACCACCAGAAGUUUUAUCAUUAACUAAAACUAUGCCACCAAAAUUAGAAUUUGCAGAUGGACAUCCGUUUUUUGACCAAAUAUCAUCGAUAUUUGUUUCUCGUCUUUUUAAAUUAAACCCAAAACAUACCGUAACCGAUAUUCUUAAUAUUUGGCGUCAAUCUGUUCAAGCAGCUAUGUGA
This is a messenger RNA of Rotaria socialis, 2496 nucleotides long. The record is from the annotation of a GenBank genome assembly. Lineage: Eukaryota; Metazoa; Rotifera; Eurotatoria; Philodinida; Philodinidae.